This is a messenger RNA of Geodia barretti, 1542 nucleotides long. The record is from the annotation of a GenBank genome assembly. Lineage: Eukaryota; Metazoa; Porifera; Demospongiae; Tetractinellida; Geodiidae.
AUGUGGGGAGCCAUUAUGCGGCUCCUGCGCAGCGGGCCCGAUCCACGUAUCGAGGCCAAGCUCGAAGCCGAACGCAUCCUCCAACAGGCCGGGGAACAGGCCGAUCGGGAGGCGCGUAAACGGCAAGAAGAGGCGCGGGAGCAAGCACAAGCCGAACGAGACCAGAUCCUCGCCGACGUGCGCGGGGCGCGAGACGACCUGCAGCGAGCCGUUGACCGGCUCGACCGGCGCGAAGCGACGUUGGAUGACCGCAUCCGCUCGCUUGACGACCGCGAUUCCAAGUUGAAUCGCGAUGGUCAACGACUGCAGCAGCGCGGCGCAGCGCUGGACCAACGCGAGGCCGAGCACGAUCAGCGGUUGGAAGAGGUUUCCAACCUGACUCGGGACGAAGCACGGACGGUCCUCUUCGCCCGCGUCGAGCUGGAGAUAUCCGACGAAGCCGGUCGGCUGGUCCGCGAGGCGGAGCAGAAGGCCAAGGGAGAGGCGGAGACCCGCGCUCGGAAGAUUAUCGCCACGGCGAUUCAGCGCGUUGCCUCAGAGGUGACGACCGAGUCCACGGUCUCAGUCGUUCAAAUUCCCUCCGACGAGAUGAAAGGCCGAAUCAUCGGCCGCGAGGGCCGCAACAUCCGCGCGCUCGAAGCGGCUCUGGGCUGCGACCUGAUCAUCGACGACACGCCGGAUGUCGUCACGGUCUCCGGCUUCGACCCGGUCCGCCGCGAGGUUGGCCGGCUGUCGCUUAGCCGUCUGGUCGCCGACGGCCGCAUCCAUCCCACCCGCAUCGAGGAAACCGUCGCCAAGGCGCAACGGGACGUUGACCGCAUCAUCCGCGAAUCUGGCGAUGAGGCGGCGAUCGAGGCACACUGCAGCGGGUUGCCGCGGGAGAUGCUCGAUAUCUUCGGCCGGCUUCGCUUCCGCACGAGCUACGGACAGAACCAGCUCCGACACGCCGUCGAGACCGCGCACAUCGGAGCGAUGAUCGCCCAGGAAAUCCACGCCGACGUCGAGGUAACCCGGCGCGGUUCCCUGCUUCAUGACGUGGGCAAGGCGAUCGACCACGAUGUCGAGGGCACGCACGCCAUCAUCGGUGGCGACCUGGCCCGCCGAUUCAAGCUGUCCGAGGACAUCGCGCACUGCAUCGAGGCGCACCACGACGAGGUCGAGAUUCGUUCAGUCGAAGCGAUCAUCGUGCAGAUGGCCGACGCCAUCUCCGGCGGACGUCCGGGCGCGCGUCGCGAGUCGGCAGAACGCUACAUUGAGCGACUGCGCGCGCUGGAAGACAUCGCGACUUCCUUCGAUGGCGUCGGACAGGCCUACGCCAUCCAGGCUGGUCGCGAAGUGCGGGUCGUCGUUGACCCGCGCGAGAUCGACGACCUCGGUGCGAUGCGCCUGGCGCGGGACAUCUCAAGCAGAUCGAGGAAUCGCUGCAAUACCCGGGCCAGAUCCGCGUCACCGUCCUGCGCGAGACCCGCGCCGCCGAGUACGCGCGCUAGAUCGCCCGGCGCGAGGCGGCCACAUGGCGCGGCUCGACCUGCACACGCAUAG